Hibiscus syriacus is the source of this 589-nucleotide messenger RNA. Its product is annotated as cytochrome c oxidase copper chaperone 1-like. Gene Ontology annotation, cellular component: mitochondrial intermembrane space. The record is from RefSeq and is a predicted model, not a curated record. The coding region runs from base 139 to 378 and encodes 79 amino acids. The transcript has 2 exons. Gene Ontology annotation, molecular function: copper ion binding; copper chaperone activity. NCBI's taxonomy places the organism in Eukaryota, Viridiplantae, Streptophyta, Magnoliopsida, Malvales, Malvaceae.
CUAGCCCAAUUUUCGCGUAAUAGGAAAAAGCUGUGUUCUUUUCAGUUGCCUCCGAUUGACCUAUAGAAAACCCAGCAGCGACCGCCGGUAGCCGGAUCUGCACCUUCCCUGCUUAAAGUUCAUCCUUUGCCAGGAAAAAUGGGGGGACUGCCCACACAAAAUAGUUCUGCCUUAGCUUUGCCUGGCUUGCAGCAAAACCAGGAACCAGAAAAAGCAAAACUGGCUGCAGAAUCGAAGCCGAAGAAGAAAAUUUGCUGUGCUUGCCCCGAGACGAAGAAGCUGAGAGAUGAAUGCAUCGUCGAGCACGGUGAAGAAGCUUGUGCAAAAUGGAUAGAGGCUCAUCGUUUAUGCCUCCGUGCAGAGGGCUUCAAUAUUUGAGAUCGACACGAAGUUUAUAGAAUGAAAACAUUUACAAAACCAUUUAGAAAUAUAUGAGCUGAAAAAUCUAGGAAAUAAUGAAGAAAAAAUGCAUUUUCUUGGCUAUUGGUGUUGGAUCCAUUUCUAUCUUGUGAGGCUGUUUGGCCUUGUGGAAUCUUUCGAAACUGACACAAUACUAUCGUUUGCCACUUAUACUGGUUAAUAUUUUGAU